AAAUGUAAACAACUUGUUUUUGUUUGCGUGAUUUUGAUUAGGAAAACCACAACUGUCAACACCAUGAAAGGAAAAGAUAUUUUAACAUGCAAAUGUGCGCACAAAUAUAUAAUUUUUAUCUGAAUCUGAAUAUGGUAUGUUGACGUUGAUAGGCGGACAAUAUUCGUAGAUUAUAUGAGAGUGUCUAAGUUAUAAUAACCUUUUAACAGUCGGAUAGCAUUUUGAGAAGGAUUAAAAUUUAAAACAAUUGUGUCAUCAACAUGUCUAUUAGAAAGUGUUUGUGUGGACUCAUUAUAGAAGGCAAAGAUUUAACAGUACCUUUGAAGGAGUCAAACAUCAAUGCAACAGUCCAGGGAUUUAUAGCCAAUGUAGAAAGUCAGCUGACCUACAUCAAUGAGACCACUGAAGCAUUACAGACUAGUUUUAUCUUUCCUUUGGAUGACAUGUCAGCUGUUUACAAGUUUGAGGCAUAUGUCAACAAAAAGCACAUUAUAGCAGAAUGUAAAGAUAAAGAAGAGGCUACACGAACAUAUAAAGAAGCAAUAUCAAGUGGCCACACUGCCUUGUUUUCUUCUGAGGCGAAUACAGCUGGUGAUAUGUUUGAAUGUAAACUUGGCAACUUGCCUGCUGGGGAGAGUGCAGUCUUAACCUUGUCCUAUGUUGUUGAAUUGUCUGUGGAGCCGGAUGGGAAAUUGAGAUUUAUUUUACCAACAGUGCUGAAUCCAAGGUAUUCACCAGAAGUUGGACAUGUUAUCGAAGCAGGCAGUGAACCUACUGCUAGCCAGGUGGACAUAAGAACUCCUUGUAAACUGACUUUCAGUGCUUCCAUCUCCGGUUGCUACAAUGUGGAAUCCAUUACCAGUCCUAUAGACAAACUAAAUGUCAAAAUCAGUGAAGAUAAAUUAUCAGCUUCUGUGGAUCUGGCAGAUAUGUUCCAGUUUGAUCAUGAUUUAUCAAUGGAUAUUGAGUAUGAAAACAUCAACAAACCAGAAGUCAUUUUAGAGCCAGGAAAUUUAGAAAAAGAUGGCUUACUGAAAGAAGAUCUUUUAAUGGUCAACUUCUAUCCUGAUAUUAAGCAAGGGACACACACAGAAGAUAGCAAGAGAGAAUUCAUUUUUGUUAUAGACAGAUCUGGCAGUAUGGGUGGAAAUAGAAUAGAAAAGGCCAAAGAGACUUUGUUAUUGUUGUUGAAGAGUUUACCUGUUGGUUGUUUGUUUAAUGUGGUUUCAUUUGGUAAUGAUCACAGAUUUCUGUUCAAAAAAAGUGAAAUAUACACUGAAAAAACAUUACAGAAAGCUCUUGGUGUUCAGUCCAAAAUGGAUGCUGAUAUGGGAGGAACAGAAAUAUAAGAGCCUCUUAAAAAUAUUUACAGUGGAAGCUGUAAGCAUGGCUACCCACGACAGAUAUUUUUGUUGACAGACGGUGAAGUGAGUAACACAUCUGAAGUUAUUUCAUUAGUCAGCAGUCAUAAGAAAAAUACAAGAGUUUUUACAUUUGGUAUUGGAGAUGGAGUUUCCACUAGCUUGAUAAAGAAUGUAGCAAAAGCUAGCAGAGGAAAAGCAGUUUUUAUUAAGGAUAAAGAUAACAUGAAAGCAAAGGUUAUAACUGCAAUGAAGUCAUCCCUAACUGACUGUUUACAUGAUGUAAGCCUGAAUUGGGAACUCCCUGAAUGCUUUACAGCUACUACCAUUCCUGUGGAACCACCUGUUAUUUUCAGUGGAGACAAUGUUGUUUUGUUUGCAGUGUUAAAAUCAUCAGAUAGAAAAGUAGAUGUUGCAGGCUCUUUGACCUUGACAGGGACAUUAGGAGGAAACAGUGUAUUCUAUAAGAUGAAGAUUAAAAGUACAAGAUCUCCACACAUCGAUCUACCAUUACAUCGUGUGGCUGCAAAGUACCAGAUUAAAGACCUAGAAAUUGAGGACAAGACAACGUUGUAUGGUAUCGAAUAUAGACAUGUGUUUAGAUAGGUGUGAAAUGCUUGAUGAUCUAGAAUGCAAAUCAGAAGCUCUUGCAUCUGGUGCAAGUACAUUUUUGGCAUGUGCAAAAAAGCAUAAGAGACAAUCUUGGUGGACAAGGUUUGUGCCAAGUUUGCCAAGUUUUUCAUGGCCAAGCUUCUUAAAAAGCAAGGCUACUGAAGAUCAAACACAAGUACAGAUUGAAGAAGAACAAGAAGGGCAAGGGUCAGAGGAUAAUGAUGACUCAUAUACAGAUGUUCCGUCAUCAAAUAAGUCGACAGGAGAUAAAUUGAUGGACCUUGUAUCACAACAAAAUUUUGACGGAUCCUGGGCUCCAACUCAAAGAUUGGCUACAAUAAUAAACACUACAGAAACAAAUUUGAAGGCAAAAUACAAGGGAAGUGUUUGGUGUACAGCAAUAGUGAUCAUUUUCCUGGAGACCAAUUUCAGUCAUUGUAAAGCAGAAUGGGGUAUGAUUUGUGACAAGGCAAUUCAAUGGCUUACAUCUCAAGAGAAGGAUGGGAAAACUGUUGAUGAAAUUUUACAGGAAGUCAAAGAGUCCAAUAUUGUCAAAAUAAUGUGAAAUAUAAAUAUAAUGUAGUUAAACCUGUCUAAUGUAACUCUUUUGGAUCCCAAGAUAUUAUAUCUAAAUUUUACCAGUAUUUGGUUCAAAAAAGUUUAGGAUAAUGGUUUGUCUUUUCACCAAUUUUCUUUUUCCAUGGAUUUGUCUUGAAAUUUCUUCUACUCAUCUUUGGUAACUAAAAAUAUGGAUAUUCUUCGUUAUAAAAGAAAUCAUUUGAAAUAAGGUAUACACCUUCCUCAUGCGUAGCUCUGAUUCUUUUUCAGAGAUAAGCUAUACUUGGGAACUUUUCUUUUUUAUCAGCUGUUCCUAGUUUGCAUUUAGUUUUGGAUUUACAAAAAUUUAUACCUCAAGCAUCACUGAAUAAACAUUACAUGUCAGAAAGGUCAUUUGAUUUAUCUGUUUAAUGUUAUUAUUACUGUCUGUAAAUUACUAAAGAAAACCAUUUGUAUGUAAGAUGUCAGAAUCCAGUUUAGACAGAUUAGCAGUUUAUGAAGGGUUUGAUUUAGUCAGGUUAAACUGUAUUUGUUAAAGUGUAAUAUAGCUAUGUGACUCAGUUCCAUUUAAUGCUUUAUAUAUGUGCAAUUUAGUGCUAUCAGUCUUUCAUUUAUAAAAUAGUUAAAGUAUAUACCCUGUAGCAUUGUAGUUUAUAUGAAGUAUUUAUGUAUCUGUGUUGGGAUUCAAUUAUUGGUUUAUUACAUUAUUUAAAACAUAAAUAUUUUAAAGCCCAACCUAGGGGCAUUAUGUUUUCCGUCCGUCUGUCCCGCUUCAGGUUAAAGUUUUGGGUCAAGGUAGUUUUUGAUGAAGUCGAAGUUCAGUGAAGUUGAAACUUAGAACACAUGUUCCCUAUGAUAUGAUCUUUCUAAUGCCAAAUUAGAGUUUUUACCACAAUUUCACAGUCCACUGAACAUAGAAAAUGAUAGUGCGAGUGGGGCAUCAGUGUACUAUGGGUACAUUCUGGUUUUUGGUGAUGUGUACACUGUGCAGGAUGUGCCCUUUCUAAUAUUUCCCCUUACAGGCCUUUUAUUUGACAUAUUUGUAAAUUUCUCAUAAAAUAUUUUAAAAUAAUUUUUUAUACAAUUUUUGUCUCACAUGCAAUCGCUAGAUUUUGUGAUUCAAUCAAAUAGGCUAGACGCCUCUGUGUUAACAGCUUAUUAAGAAAUUUUCACCCUUAAUUUUAGAAGUAGUUGUUGUUUCCUAAGAAAAAUAGUUGAUGUGUUAAUAAGUUAACAUGAACUUAUUUUUAUGUUAUAAGUUAUUAUAUGUAAAAACAACAUGCUUCAAAAUACUACUCAAGAAAACUAAACAAAGACACAGGAACCCCAACGAGAACCAGAGAGACAUCUUCAUUUUUCUCAAAAAUGGAUACUAAGAAUAGUAUCACUCACCUCAAGUUAAUAUAGUGACUUUUCUAAAUUAAUAAAGAUGUUAAAUAUUUUAAAGGACAUUAGCUACAAUUUAGACAAAAAAGAGGAUGAGUUUCCCAAAAUUGUUGCAUGUAUAUUUCUGUAUUGAAGAUACUGAACAUAUUAAUUUUUUUAACUAGUUAUAAAUAAUUUACAACAUUUUUUUUUAUAUAUUUUUUAUAGUUUUUAUUAGUGUUAUAUUACAUUUUUUUUAAAUUUUCAUAUAGAUUUGUAGAUGUUAUAUAUUUUGUAGAUAUUUUAAUUUAUUAAAUUUGUUAAUUUUAAA
This is a messenger RNA of Mytilus californianus (California mussel), 4227 nucleotides long. RefSeq names its product von Willebrand factor A domain-containing protein 5A-like. Bases 261 to 1349 code for a protein of 362 amino acids. NCBI's taxonomy places the organism in Eukaryota, Metazoa, Mollusca, Bivalvia, Mytilida, Mytilidae. The record is from RefSeq and is a predicted model, not a curated record. The transcript is spliced from 18 exons.